AUGAAGGAGGUGGAGGGAAGGCAACUUUCCCUUUUUUUCUGUCACGUGCAGUGCGUCACAGCAGCCAGAACUUCCACUGAAACUCUUGCGGUUUGUUCAUCCACAAUAUCACAAGGAAAAUGCAGGAGUGUUAUCAAAAUAAGCUGCGUCACAGGAAUAAGUUCAUAUGUUAUAGCAUUUACGGCACUAGCAGCUGGAACCUCAUGGCCAGAUCUAGUUGCGAGCAAGAUAGCUGCCGAGCGUCAAGUCACUGCAGACUCUGCUAUAGCCAACAUCACUUGCAGUAAUUCAGUGAACAUAUAUGUUGGCAUUGGCGUCCCGUGGUUGAUCGACACAGUGUACAACUUCUUUGUCUACCAGGAACCACUGUACAAAGACAAUGCUGCUGGUCUGAGCUUCUCCCUUCUAGUCUUCUUUGCAACAUCAUUUGGCUGUAUCACUGUUUUGGUUCUCCGUCGCAUUGUACUUGGUGCCGAGCUUGGGGGCCCUAGGUUAUGGGCUUGGACUACAUCGGUGUACUUUAUGGCCCUUUGGGUUGUUUUUGUUGUGUUUUCCUCUCUUAGAGUUUCUGGAAUAAUAUAGGCUGAAAACACAGGUGGUCAAUUUUAUUUUUUAUUUUUAUUUUUUACUGUUUGUCUUCAUAUCCACACAGAAAACGUGGAGGUGAAAUUAGGGAUUAUAGUAUAGAUGUUUGAUAUGUGCAAUGAUUAUUUGAGCCAGAAAUAUGUUGUAUAGUUGCACAAUUGUUGAAUCUUAAUAGUUGUGGGUGAUCCUUGUAUAUAAUCAUACACGUGUAAUAUUAGGGCUUAUGAAAGUUGUACUAUAUUUGUCGAUUGCGGACAAUACAUUGGGCAUAUGCACCAAUGACUGUAAGGAGAAAAAAAAGAUUGAA
Messenger RNA from Panicum virgatum (switchgrass), 892 nucleotides. RefSeq names its product magnesium/proton exchanger 1-like. Gene Ontology annotation, biological process: transmembrane transport; metal ion transport. The transcript is spliced from 4 exons. Gene Ontology annotation, cellular component: membrane. Bases 1 to 582 code for a protein of 193 amino acids. The record is from RefSeq and is a predicted model, not a curated record. NCBI's taxonomy places the organism in Eukaryota, Viridiplantae, Streptophyta, Magnoliopsida, Poales, Poaceae.